AUGGACUCUUCGUCGAAUUCCAAUCCCUCGUCUGUGUCAGAACCCGCAACUGGUGGCUAUUCUGGAGAAUUCUGGGGUGGAAUAAACCAUCUGUACAGUUCCAAUCAGCCUGAAGGCCAGCCUUUUGGUAUAGGAUGGGAUCAUCCUGUCUUCCGAACAGCUGCACCCAAUCCCCAGCGAUCUCACCAGCAACCUCAGGAUAUUUAUUCACACCCCUCGCAGCAAUGGCAGCAACCCCAAUUGCAGCCUCAAUUGCAGCCUCAGUUGCAGCCUCAGUUGCAACCCCAGAUGGUACAAGAGCCACAGCAGAAUUAUGCUUUACCCGCCCAGUACCAACUCAACCAGUUUCAGUCUUCAAAUCCGACAUAUGAGACAACCCAACCAAACCCAACUUCCUAUCGACAGUAUACAUUUGAUCCCCUGAACUUUUAUACCAACUCUCCCGCCGCGCCUCAAAAUGGCUUUCGUCAACAACCUCCAGUUGAUCUGCAAAUAGUGAAUCAUUCGUCACAGAUCGCUCCAUCACCAGCCAGGGGUCCUAUGCCGUCUUAUGAAAGAUCAGGAACUUUACAAAGGGAUAUACAAAAUGAUAACAUUAACCUUUCAAAUGGCUUCCAGCAGUCUCACCCGGGAUCUGCUUACCACAAUACUAUUGAUCCGCAGUUUCUUUCUGCGUCUCAACAUUCGAUGAUUCAACCUAGCUCCUCUCAAAAUGAAUUCUUUGUCAUUAAUCCAGCGGACCUUGACAAUCGGCCUACCCCAGAUCUGUAUCAAACAUACAGUGCAGAGAUUGCUCCCCGCUUGAUUGGUUCAAAUCAACCAAAUAUAAGUCACAUACAGCCAAUUCCUCCUGUCACAACAACCGUGAAAAAGCCAAAAAAAGCGACAACAAAAGCCGAUAAACCACCAACAAAGCGCAAGAAAAAAGAUGAAACAGAAAAGGUUCAGGAUCGUCCACAAGCUGCAGCCAUUAAGGCUAUGGUCAAACGGAGUCCACGACCAUCGGAUGUCUCAGCCAGUUCUGAUAGUGAUGGCUCCGACGGUUCUUCGGAUCUCGAGGUCGCCCCAGAGCCCUCUCCUCUUCCUCCUGUACGGCCUCAGGAUGUCGAGGGUGGCUCCAAGUACGACACGUUGAAAGCGGUUUGGUCGCCAAGGAAUAAGCAACCGCCAAUAUCAACAAUACGAAAUGCGUUGACGCUUUUCUCUGAACUUGUCAAGGGAGUUCGCGACACUUGGAAAUCGAAAAGCGAAUUACUAAAAGCAGCUGAGAAUCAAAACCAUGAAGACAAAAUCCCUGGAAUCAAGAAGGAAGUUUUAUUGCAACGCCGUCUCAUAGAUCUUAUAGUCACUACUGCUCUGGAAGGUGGGCACCCAGCCAUCAUCCAAAGGUUCGGUGAACAUCCAAUUAUUGUGUCUGCGCUGUAUUCAUUUUUGCUUGAUCGACAUACCGCAGCAGACAGUGACGGACCUUUAACAGUAAAUAUAUUGAAGCUCAUGGCGAAAUUCGUGACAAUGGAUCAAGCGAUGCUUGAGAAAACCAAAAAUGACAAAAUCCUUACCCGAUUUGUCAAAAAAGGGGGUGAUGUCAUUAAACAGCUAGCACAAACAAUUCUAUCUAAUGCCGCAGAGUUGACAAAGAGGAAGGCCGAACUCGCAAAAGCUGCUUCCAAUAAAACGGAGAGCACCCUCAAUGAACAUGAGCUAGUGCAUAUGCAACCUGAAAUAAUCAUUCAGAACCCCGCUGAACUCACUCCCGGGACCAAGAGGCCCCGUGAGCCUGAAGCAGGUGGUGCUCCGUCGCCAAAGCGAACUGUAACUGCUGCCAACGGCAAGCCUGUUGCUAAACCUGUUGCUGCAGCCCCGACGAAACGCGCUACAGCCACCGCUCAAGAAGUCAAGCCCGUAGCUACAAGCGAGAGUGCAGUUGCCGCUAAACCCAAGGCCAAUAUAGUGGUUCCAAAACCCACCCCAAACCUCUUUAGCAGCUUAAUGUCUGCUUCUAAAAAACCUGGAACCUCCAAUGCUGCCCGUGCUGCUGCUGCCAAGGAAAAAGCGAAUUCCGCACCAGAGCUCAAGCCCACCCCGUCUUCAGCUGCGGCGCCAAAGCCAGCCUUCUCAUUCUCUGAGACCAUGGCUGAUUUGAAUAAGCCAAAAGAAUUAGCUUCUAGCAAACCAGCCGAGGAUCUCCCCCUGGAAACAGAGGAAGAACGCAAGAAACGUCUCCGAAAAGAAGAACGUCGUAAGCUACGUGUGAGCUGGAAACCGGAUGAAGAAUUGACUGAAAUCCGUCUCUUCACUCAUGACCCCGAGGAAGAAGUUGGCCACGACGACAGCAUGAUCCGUGACGUUGCUGAUGUAAGCGGCGAGGGAAGAACCCUGAAACUCCAUCGUGAUUUAGACGAUCUGGAGGACGAUGAUGAUCCUGAAUCUCGAGAAGAGAUUAUUCGUCCCUACACUACACCAAUAGGAAUCAACUUCUCUGAACUUGAUCCAGGGGAACGGAGCCGGAAUUUCAUCAAGAGAGGAGGCACACAGAAUCCCGAUAGCAACGAAAAACGGGCCCAGGAGCUGCGCGAAGCGAAUACACUGAGUGUCUUCUACACGUCUCCUGCCGAUAUCCCCAUUUCUCCUAAGGAACCACCCCUGCCGGAUCCGGAUGAACCAUAUAACCCAGAAGUCCCCUUUGGCGAGCCAGAAGAUAGAAUAAAGGCGCGAUCUGCAAAAUACUUUGCUGCACGAGCCCCACCACCCCCACCCCUACAACCGGUUACGAUAACCCAGAAUUCCAGCACGGUGGAUAUCGCUUCCCUACUCAAGAUCAUCCAGCAAACCCCCCAACAAGGGCAACAACCCCAGCCAUCAAACCCUUUAUUCGAUGUCGAAAAAACUUUUGGGCAAUUCUCUGGCAGCCAGGUCCAACCCACCGUCCCGUCGAUACCUCAAAUACCCCAUAUUCAACCGCCUACACAAACACCCGCAAUGCAAGGCGGUCUUGAUAUUCAAGCACUGCUUGCUGUCAUGAAUGCGCAGAAGCAGCUUCAGCAAGCAAACCCCCCAUCAUUCCCUCAGGCUCAAAGCCAGGUUUCGUCAACCCAAACCCCGAACCUUGCUGCUGUCCUAUCCCAGUUCCAAAAUGUUGCAACACCCCAACAGCAGCAACAGCAGCAACAACCAUCUUCUCAGUCAUUUGGAUAUAAUCAGAAUCAAAAUCAGCAGAAAAAACAGCAGCAAGGUAACAUUUAUGAGGACUCUGAUAGGAAGCGGAUGCGCGAAGGGCAUGGCCAUGGCCAUGGCCAUAAUAAGCAUGGUGGAUAUGACAAUUUUGAGGACGGAGGCCAUGGUCAUGGCCACGGUCAUGGUCACAACAAGCGGGCUAGGGCAAAUGGCGACUUCAAACAUAAGAAACAUCCCAAGGCAGGCCUUGUCCCGUGUCGAUAUUGGAAGGAAGGAAAAUGUCUCAAGGGCGACGACUGCACAUUCCGCCACGAUCCUCUCGAUUGA
Messenger RNA from Paracoccidioides lutzii Pb01, 3501 nucleotides. RefSeq lists its product as hypothetical. Bases 1 to 3501 code for a protein of 1166 amino acids. The transcript is spliced from 10 exons. Gene Ontology annotation, molecular function: metal ion binding. The record is from RefSeq and is a predicted model, not a curated record.